Messenger RNA from Siniperca chuatsi (mandarin fish), 1057 nucleotides. It is a transcript of the gene ifi30a, whose product is annotated as IFI30 lysosomal thiol reductase. The transcript is spliced from 7 exons. The record is from RefSeq and is a predicted model, not a curated record. Bases 154 to 924 code for a protein of 256 amino acids. Gene Ontology annotation, cellular component: lysosome. Lineage: Eukaryota; Metazoa; Chordata; Actinopteri; Centrarchiformes; Sinipercidae. Gene Ontology annotation, molecular function: oxidoreductase activity, acting on a sulfur group of donors, disulfide as acceptor.
AAUAGGUAGCCUCCACGAGGACGCAUCGGAUUUAUGGGCUGUAUUUAAAGCAUGAAUGUAAAGUUGCACGGGACACUCGUUUGUAUGUAAUUGUUGCGUUGCUGCUAACUUUGUUUUCUAGUGUCAAACUAAGGCCCUGCGCUGCAACUGAAGAUGAAGGUCCCUCUGCUGCUGAUUUUGACUGUUUGGUUAAACACUCAGCACGGCGGUUCCGCUCUCUCUACAUGCUCCCAUCCUCCAUCACAGUGGUGCUCAUCUCUGGACUCCGCUAUCCAGUGCGGGGUUUUAAAGCAAUGCCUUGAGGCUAACUUCACCAGGUCCCAUCAGAACGUAGAUCCAAUCCAGGUGGGGCUUUACUAUGAGAGUCUGUGUCCUGGCUGCAGACUUUUUCUUAGUAACAUCCUCUUCCCCACCUGGGUCUUGCUGAAUGACAUCAUGUCUGUUACUCUGGUGCCAUACGGCAAUGCACAGGAAAAACCUGUUAACCAGACGUAUAGUUAUGAGUGCCAGCAUGGAGAACAGGAAUGUCUGGGCAACAUGAUUGAGACUUGUUUACUGAACAUGACCAAAAUGGCUUUCCCGAUCAUCUUCUGUAUGGAAUCCUCCGGUGAUGUCAUCAAGGCAGCCGAGCCUUGCGUGGAACUCUACGGCAGCUCUGAGUUGACCUGGGAUAACAUCAUGAGCUGUGUGAAGGGGGACCAGGGAAAGCAGCUGAUGCAUCAGAAUGCCUUGAAGACCAACGCCCUGAACCCUCCACACCAAUAUGUGCCGUGGGUGACCAUUAAUGGGGAGCACACAGAAGACCUGCAGGACAAGGCCAUGUCUUCUCUCUUCACUCUGGUCUGCAGUAUGUACAAGGGCCCCAAGCCUGCGGCCUGUGGAGGGGCCCAGAGACACUACAGAAGCUACUGCCACAAUGAGUAAAGGAGCAGCACUGCACAUGCCUGUAUUCAUGCUCUGCUCCAGGUCUGGCCACAAAAUAAGGAACACUGAGGAAUGUCAUCCAAAAAUGUUUUUAUGUGAUUUUACCAUCUGUUUCUAUAAAGGGAAAACUGGA